CACUGACUGCGGCCCAGCGGGCAGCUCAGCUAGUGUCAGUGAGGUCGUACGAUAGUGAGCAUCUCGACGGCGCGCUCCCAUAUACACAUUACGAAAAAAAUCUCUCUUACCUUUUUUUGGCGGGUAAUUCGCAACAAUGUCGGCCACCGACGAACUGAGCGGCAUUCUCUCGAGGCGGCAGGAGAUAAAUGAAAAACUGGAAGAAGGGCUCGAAGUUAAACCUAAAUAUAAAUAUGUGAAUGUUUUUACCGAGUUUCAUGAAUUCACCAGGAAGGAAAUAAAACAGUACGAGGAGACCUUUAACAAGUUCGACGAGGGGCGCGACGGUUUCCUCGACCUGACGGAAGUGAAGCGAAUGAUGGAGCGGCUGGGCGCGCCGCAGACGCACCUCGGCCUUAAAGCUAUGAUCACAGAAGUAGACGAAGACGGCGACAACAAGAUCAGCUUCAGAGAAUUCUUACUAAUAUACCGGAAGGCACGGCUAGGCGAACUUGAAAUGGACUCCGGUUUAGAAGCGCUGGCACGAUUAACAGAAAUCAACGUCGACCAAGUAGGUGUCAACGGGGCAAAGAAUUUCUUCGAAGCGAAAAUUGAAGAAUUGUCAAAGAAAAACAAAUUCCACGAUGAAAUUAUUCAAGAACAGGAAGAGAAACGACGCGAAGCUGAAGAAAAGGCUCUGCGGAGACAAAGGUUUAAAGAAAAGACGGCAAUCUUUCAACAUUGAUUAUUAUCGUAACGUUUAUGUGUCUAGUCUGUAAGCUGUUACCGUAUGGCUUGAUAAAAAAACCCGUGAAAAUGUAAACCCAUUCCUUGAGUUUAUACUGGUGAAGCAAACACAUAACAUGUUUCGGAGUGCAAAUAACAAUAACGAAAAUCGCAAUAUCGAGGAUUUAACAUCUUUUAAUAAUUGUGGGUUAUUUUAUUCAUUUUUAUAUAAGGGGUCGUCCAGUAAUCGUGUGGGACUUGAAAUGGGGUCCGACAAAAUCACGAGAGGGCUAAAACAACACAUGUAUUAUUACGACGUUAAUUCAAUGUUAUUUAACUUUAAAAACAAUAUUAAAAGAUUACGUCCCUCUCGUCCUCUAAAAUAAGAGGAAUCGAGGGGGGGGGGGAAGUCUAAACUGGGGUUUAAAAAGUUAUUCAAACAUCACGUGAUUAUUUGCCGACUCCUAAGUUG
Molecule: messenger RNA, 1177 nt
Organism: Papilio polytes (common Mormon)
Lineage: Eukaryota; Metazoa; Arthropoda; Insecta; Lepidoptera; Papilionidae
Gene: Swip-1
Product: EF-hand domain-containing protein D2 homolog
Exons: 3
Coding region: 137-724 (195 amino acids)
Molecular function (GO): calcium ion binding
Source: RefSeq, a predicted model, not a curated record